This is a messenger RNA of Penicillium waksmanii, 750 nucleotides long. RefSeq names its product putative exosome complex subunit Rrp46. The record is from RefSeq and is a predicted model, not a curated record. Bases 1 to 750 code for a protein of 249 amino acids. The transcript is spliced from 2 exons. Gene Ontology annotation, biological process: nuclear mRNA surveillance; rRNA catabolic process; poly(A)-dependent snoRNA 3'-end processing. Gene Ontology annotation, cellular component: nuclear exosome (RNase complex); cytoplasmic exosome (RNase complex); nucleolus. Lineage: Eukaryota; Fungi; Ascomycota; Eurotiomycetes; Eurotiales; Aspergillaceae.
AUGGUUGGCCUUACAGCAUCACUCUCGAACCUGAGCCGUUCCGACGGCUCGGCCUCCUACAAAUGUCCUGCCACCGGCUACGAUCUGCUCGGUGCCGUGAAUGCCCCCAUUGAGCUACCCGCCCGUCGUGACGCCCUGAAACCCGAAGAAGCGACCGUGGAAGUUUUCGUCAAGCCAGGAAAUACUACAGCAGGUGUUGGAGAACGCCAUGUGGAGGGAAUUCUCCGCAGUGUGCUGAGCAAGGUCGUUCUGGGUCGCGAACGAGGAUUUCCUCGUCGCGGCGUAGUGAUCACGCUGGCAAUUGUCGGAGGCGAGACUGUCGACCGUGGUGAUUCUUACCUUACCAUCCUUCCGGCCCUGCUCCAUACAUCACUCCUUGCCUUGCUAUCGGCCGCCGUGCCUCUGUCGAUGACAUUUUCAGCCACCCUAGUGGGUGUGAACAAGUCUGGCGCCAUCAUCACCGACCUCUCCGCUGUUGACGCAAAGGCCGCUGCGUCUCUCCACGUCCUCGCCUUUUCUUCUAAGAACCACCUACUUCUCAAUGAGAGCGAGGGCCGAUUUGAUUUCGACACUUGGGAACAGGUUCGAGACCGUGCUCUGUCCAUCUGCCAGGACAUGACUGCCCCUGGGCCGGAUGGAGACGUCGCGAUGGGCGAUGAAGCGGACGACUCUCGUCCCAAAGGAUUUGUUCGGGAGACUGUAGAGGAUCGCCUCUACAAGGACUACUCGUGGAAGAUUGAUUCCGUCUGA